Mya arenaria is the source of this 6611-nucleotide messenger RNA. RefSeq names its product bifunctional glutamate/proline--tRNA ligase-like. Gene Ontology annotation, biological process: translation; glutamyl-tRNA aminoacylation; prolyl-tRNA aminoacylation. Gene Ontology annotation, cellular component: cytoplasm; aminoacyl-tRNA synthetase multienzyme complex. The transcript is spliced from 35 exons. NCBI's taxonomy places the organism in Eukaryota, Metazoa, Mollusca, Bivalvia, Myida, Myidae. Bases 71 to 5479 code for a protein of 1802 amino acids. The record is from RefSeq and is a predicted model, not a curated record. Gene Ontology annotation, molecular function: glutamate-tRNA ligase activity; proline-tRNA ligase activity; ATP binding.
CGCCUGUCAGACAAAGAUUACCAACCUGCCAAGCGUCUGAAACCUCGCCGGCUGACGAAAUAUUUUUGACAUGGCAAAGAUUUUGAUUAGUAAAGAGAAACCUGCACUUUCUGCAGUGCUUAGUGCUUUACAGAUAAAAGCAUGUGGGAAAAAUGUUCCAUGGGAGUUUGGCAAGAUUAAUGAGCUGUCUGUUGAUGGUUCUAGCCUGUUUUCUUGCUCAGCUUCAAUUUUGAGGUACCUUGGAAGAGCUUUUCCAGAGACAAAUCUUCUAGGGAGUUCUGUGCUUGAAAGAACUGAGGUUGACCACUGGCUGUGUUUUGCAUGGGGCCGACUAGCGUGCAGCACAGACUUUCCUGCAGCCAUCAAGUAUCUGGACUCAGUAUUGGAGCCAGUUACGUACCUUGUGGGCGGAGCCAUUUCUGCUGCUGAUUUCGCUGUCUGGGAAAACCUCUAUGUGAGCAGUUCUUGGCAGACACAGCUUGAGAAAGGCACAGCCCCGCCCAACGUUGCUCGCUACUUCAACUUCCUGUCCGCUCAGCCUCUCUUCAAGGAAGUGACAGCAAAGUUCCCGGCGGCAAAGCCACGGGCUUCCCCUGAGAAAAAACCAGCUGCUGACUCUGCUAUGAAGAAGGAUGUUGGCAAGUUUGUGGACUUGCCUGGGGCAGAGAUGGGCAAGGUUGUUGUUCGCUUCCCGCCAGAGGCGAGCGGCUACCUGCACAUCGGACACGCCAAGGCUGCACUCAUCAACCAGUUUUACCAGGAGAACUUCAAGGGCACCCUUAUCAUGAGGUUUGAUGACACAAACCCUGCCAAGGAGAAUGAAGAGUUUGAGAAGGUUAUCCUGAAGGACUUGGAGAUGCUGGGAGUGAAGUAUGACAGGUUCACGCACACUUCGGACCACUUUGACAAGCUUCUGGAACUCUGUGAGCGAAUGAUACGGGAGGGAAAGGCGUACGUCGAUGAUACGGAACCAGAACAGAUGAAGAAAGAGAGGGAAGAGAGGGUGAACUCAAAAAACUGGGAUAACAGUGUUGAAAAGAACCUUUCCAUGUGGCAAGAGAUGGUCAAAGGUUCCCCUGCAGGGAAGAAGUGCUGUGUGCGUGCUAAGAUGAACAUGAAGUCCGACAAUGGGUGCAUGCGGGACCCAACAAUGUUCCGGUGUAAGAUCGAAAGCCACGUGCGCACUGGAACCAAAUACAAGGCAUACCCAACCUAUGACUUUGCCUGCCCAAUAGUGGACAGCGUUGAAGGGGUUACCCACGCCAUGAGGACCACAGAGUACAAUGACAGGAAUGACCAGUACUUCUGGUUCCUCGAUGCUUUAGGUAUGAGAAAGCCGUACAUAUACGCCUACAGUCGUCUAAACCUGCAGAAUACCGUGCUGUCCAAGAGAAAACUGACCUGGUUUGUGGACCAGGGACUUGUAGAUGGAUGGGAUGAUCCAAGAUUUCCAACAGUACGAGGUGUGUUGAGACGUGGAAUGACUGUCGAAGGCCUGAAACAGUUUAUUGUAGCCCAGGGCUCCUCCAAGUCCGUCAACAUGAUGGAGUGGGACAAGAUUUGGGCAGUAAACAAAAAGGUGAUAGACCCAGUGGUUCCUAGGUUUACAGCUCUACUUGCCAGUGAGGCUGUGGUCGUCAACGUUAAAGGAGCCAGUGACGGCUACAAGGAUGUCCAAAAACACCCAAAGAACGAAGCUGCAGGGACAAAGAAGGUGUACCUGUCUAGCAAGCUGUACAUUGAUGGAGCAGACGCUGAGGUUGUCAGCGAGGGGGAGAUGGUCACGUUUAUUAACUGGGGAAAUAUCAACAUCUCCAAGAUACACAGGUCGGGAGGCAAGAUAACUUCAAUAGAUGGAGAGCUUAAUUUGAGCAAUAUGGACUUCAAGAAGACGCAGAAGAUCACAUGGCUUGCGGAGUCUAACGUUGCAGACUUUACUCCUACAGUGUGCGUCCACUAUGACCACAUCAUCAGCAAACCCAUUCUCGGCAAAGAAGAGGACUUCAAACAGUUUGUCAACGCUGACUCGAAGUCCGAGUUUGUGAUGCUUGGAGACCCUUGUCUGGCGGAGCUGAAGAAGGGGGAGAUAAUUCAGCUACAGCGACGUGGUUACUACAUCUGUGACCAGCCCUACCAGCCCGUCAGCCGUUACACAGGCAAAGCGAGCCCCUGUGUUUUGUUCAUGAUCCCGGACGGCCACACCAAGGAGAUGCCAACCUCAGGCUCUAAACACAAGGAAGAAGCAAGCAAGAAAGAGAAAGCUCAAAGCCAGAAGGGCAAGGCCGCAGAAAAGUCCCCCCAGGAGGAACAAGCCCCACCCUCUGGCAUGAAUGCAGACCCUGCCCAGCUGUACGCCAAGGUCACAGAGCAGGGCAACACUGUCAGAGACCUGAAGGCUGCCAAAGCUGCUAAGGCUGACAUAGAUGUUGCAGUGAAAGCUCUUCUAGACUUGAAGGCCAAGUACAAGACUGCCACAGGCAAGGACUGGAAACCAGGUCAGGCCCCUGUUGCCAUGGCAGCUCCUGUUGUCACGGCGACCAGCAAUGCUGCUGGAGAUUUGAACCAGAAAAUCACAGAUCAGGGAGAUGUUGUCAGAGACCUCAAGGGCAAGAAAGCUGCUAAGACUGACAUAGAUGCUGCUGUGAAAGCUCUUCUCGACUUAAAGGCCCAGUACAAAGCUGCCACAGGCAAGGACUGGAAACCCGGUCAGGCCCCUGUUGCCACAGCAAAACCAGCUGCUGCCCCAGCAACAGGCAAUGUUGGGGGAGAUUUGGACCAGAAAAUCACAGAACAAGGAAACUUGGUCAGAGACCUCAAGGGCAAGAAAGCUGCCAAGGCUGAUGUAGAUGCUGCAGUCAAAGCCCUUCUCGACUUGAAAGCCCAGUACAAGGCUGCCACAGGCAAAGACUGGAAACCAGGUCAGGCCCCUGUUGCCAUGGCUUCUCCUGCUACUGCCCCAGCAACUGGCAAUGCUGCAAGUGACCUUAACAACAAGAUCACAGAACAAGGGAACUUGGUCCGAGACCUCAAGGGCAAAAAAGCUGCAAAGGCUGACAUAGAUGCAGCAGUCAAGACCCUUCUCGACUUAAAGGCCCAGUACAAGUCUGCCACAGGCAAAGACUGGAAACCAGGUCAGGCCCCUGUUGCCAUGGCAACUCCUGCUUCUUCCCCGGCAACUGGCAAUGCCUCAGCUGACCUUAACAACAAGAUCACAGAACAAGGAAACUUGGUCAGAGACCUCAAGGGCAAAAAGGCUGCCAAGGCCGACAUAGAUGUUGCAGUUAAAGCUCUUCUAGACUUAAAGGCUCAGUACAAGGCUGCCACAGGCAAGGACUGGAAACCCGGUCAGGCCCCUGUUGCCACAGCAACUCCUACUGCUGCCCCGGCAACAGGCAAUUCAGCGGUAGAUUUGAAUGACAAGAUCACUGCACAGGGAAAUGUUGUCAGGGAAAUAAAGAGCAAAAAAGCGGACAAGGCUGCUGUAGAUGCUGAAGUGAAGAAACUUCUCCAAUUGAAGGCUGAUUACAAGGCAGCCACUGGCCAGGACUGGAAACCAGGAGUGAGUGGAGCAAACGUUCAGGGGGCAGGAUCUAAACAAGGCAAGGGCGCGGAGCCAGCAGGGGCACCAAGAGGGGAAAUGGCAGACGGUCCAGAAGCGGUUGCUCUCAGGGAAAAGAUUGAGGCCCAGGGUGGAAAAGUCAGGGAUCUGAAGGCUGCCAAAGCUGCCAAAGAUGUGGUAGACAAGGAGGUGUCCACCUUGCUCUGCUUGAAAGCCCAGUACAAGACCCUGACAGGGGAGGACUUGCCAGCAGCGGGUAGACAGGACAAGAAAAAGGGCAAAGGAGACAACCAGGGCAAGAAGGGAGAUAAUAAGGAGAACAAGGGAGAUAAGCAAGGGAAAAAGCAGGAAAAGGCCCAGAACGAAAGCAAGAAUGCUGAGGAGGCUGCCGCAGAGCACAGUAAGAAACAGAGCAGACUGGGUCUUGAAGCCAAAAAGGAAGAAAAUCUCUCAGACUGGUAUUCUCAGAUCAUCACGAAGGCUGAACUGAUUGAGUAUUACGAUGUCAGUGGUUGUUACAUCCUGAGGCCCUGGUCUUACUCUAUAUGGGAGGUUAUCAAGGAUUUCUUCGAUACAGCAAUUAAGAAACUGGGCGUGGAGAACACAUACUUCCCGAUGUUUGUGUCAAAUGCUGCCCUGGAGAGGGAGAAAACGCACAUUGAGGACUUCGCUCCUGAGGUAGCAUGGGUGACGAGAUCUGGGAAAUCUGAACUUGCCGAGCCAAUAGCCAUUCGACCGACUAGUGAAACUGUCAUGUACCCGGCGUACGCAAAGUGGAUAAAGUCUCAUAGGGACCUGCCCCUUAAACUGAACCAGUGGUGUAAUGUAGUGCGAUGGGAGUUCAAACACCCACAGCCGUUCCUGAGAACUCGUGAGUUCCUGUGGCAGGAGGGACACACAGCCUGGUCAAACAAGGAUGAUGCAUGUGAGGAGGUGUACACGAUCUUAGAGCUGUAUGCCCAGGUGUAUGAGCACUUGAUGGCCAUCCCAGUUGUGAGGGGCAGGAAGACUGAGAAGGAAAAGUUUGCUGGUGGAGAUUUUACAACCACCGUCGAGGCUUAUAUCUCAGCCAGUGGCCGGGCUAUACAGGGUGCUACCAGUCACCAUCUUGGUCAAAACUUCUCCAAGAUGUUUGAGAUUGUAUACGAGGAUCCGGAGACACGAGACAAGAAGUACGUGUUCCAGAACUCGUGGGGAAUUACGACUCGAACCAUCGGAGUCAUGUGUAUGGUGCAUGGGGACAAUCAAGGUCUCGUGCUCCCACCUAGGGUCGCCUGCCUACAGGCUGUGAUAGUGCCUUGUGGGGUAACAGCUUCCCUGUCAGAGGCGGAUACCAACAAGCUUAUGUCGGCGUGUGAGGCCCUAAAGUCCUCACUAGAAGCUGGAGGAGUGAAAGUGAAAGCUGACCUUCGAGAUAAUUACUCUCCUGGAUGGAAGUUUAACCACUGGGAAUUGAAGGGCGUACCACUGCGAAUGGAGCUGGGUCCACGAGACAUGAAACAAAACCAGGUUGUGAUCGUACGUCGAGACACGGGCGAGAAACUUACCAUGAAGAACGAUAAUCUUGUGCAACAGGUCAAAGAUCUCCUUGAGACAAUCCAGAAGGAUAUGUUUGACAAAGCCAAGAAGGACCUAGACUCCAAUAUGACCGUGUCACAUAAUUGGGAUGAAUUUUGCAAUGGCCUCGACCAAAACAAACUUAUCCAGGCGCCAUUUUGCGGAGAAAUACCAUGUGAAGAUGCAAUAAAGAAGGAUAGCGCUAGGGAUGUUGUGGUAGAGGAAGGAGCCCCUGCUAUGGGGGCAAAGGGGCUGUGCAUCCCCUUCAAGCAACCCCAAGAGCUGGCCAAGGGGUCCAAGUGUAUACACCCAGGCUGCAAUCGCGAGGCCAAGUUUUAUACAUUGUUUGGACGCAGCUAUUAGUUCCUUAUUUUUGAAAAUACCAAGAUGUGUUUUUUGAAAAUACCAAGAAUAAAACUACUGGAAAAAGACUACAUGUUUAAGAUUUAGAACAUCAUCUCAUCAGUUCCAUAGGGCCUUUAAGGACUAAUGUUAAAGUGUUUAGACAAAACUGUAUUAAAUUAUUGAAUUCCAAUCAAAGGUUUAAGUAUCAAUAUUGUCCUUCAAAGAAAGAUACAACUCACAUCAUGAGCCACACUGCCUUUGAACUUUAAAGGUUUGAGUGUUUUCGACAGCUCUAGUAGAUUUUUUAAAGAUUGAUAUAUUUGCUUUAUUCCCGUCGAAAAUUUUGUUAUUUUGUUAAGGAAUUGCACAAUCAUGAUAAAAUAUUACAUCGUUAUUAGUAUGUUGCCUACCAUUUUCUUUCAUAUAAUUUCCAGAAUCACAUAAAAUUAAUGCAUUUUACCCUGUACUUUCCACAGCAUGUAUUAAUGUGGACUUUUCUGCCAGAUUUGCUUUAGGCUUUAUUGACGAUGUUAGAAAUGUAUUUAUUGCAGUCUCUAGUGCUUUCUCUGGAAAGGGGAUUUAUCAUUUGUUUUAGAAUCAGUGCUGUUCAAGAUUAUAUGUUUCUUUUUACCAUGACUUUACAUUAAUUAUCAGGGGUCUUAAGAUCACAAUUAAUUCAUUUUCAUUCAUCAGAGGUUUGAUAAUGAUAAAAAUAACGCAUAGCAUUAUCACUCUGGUGUACGCAUAGCAUUAUCACUCUGGUGUACGAGAAUGCAUUGAUCAUGAAUUGAGAGAUUUGAACUUCAGAAUAUUGUAAAGAUGUAAAGAUUGUUUUUCCCCUCUAAAAUAUGCAUCGAAACAGUAGUAAGUACAUUGGAAUGAAUAUAAAUCGCCUUCAAAACAAAUAUUAUUUCGAUUUUCUAUUCACGUUCGAAACAACGAGUUAUAAACCCUUUAUCAUGCUUUGGGGAUGAAUUCCUCUUACUCAGACAGCCAGCUAUUUUUCUGGAUUGACUGCAUGCUAGGGUUUAUAAUUAUGUCCGCGAUACCACCUUUAAGAAUAUGUCCUAUACAAUGAUAACUGUAAAUGACCCGUCCUUUUUUGUUGGUGAAUGCACGUUUUGUUACUGCUAGAAAAUAAAAUACGAUA